Messenger RNA from Kwoniella mangroviensis CBS 8507, 738 nucleotides. RefSeq lists its product as uncharacterized. Gene Ontology annotation, biological process: 'de novo' protein folding. The record is from RefSeq and is a predicted model, not a curated record. Gene Ontology annotation, cellular component: endoplasmic reticulum membrane; endoplasmic reticulum. The transcript is spliced from 4 exons. NCBI's taxonomy places the organism in Eukaryota, Fungi, Basidiomycota, Tremellomycetes, Tremellales, Cryptococcaceae. Bases 1 to 738 code for a protein of 245 amino acids.
AUGUUAUCUCAACUCGCCAUAUCAUUCACCCUCGCCCUCCUUCCCCUCACGCUCGCUCAGGGAGAUCUCAGUGCGGCCAACAAUCUGACAGAUCUGGAGGGAACUUGGUCGAGUAAUUCUGCGGUUUCCACCGGUGGGACAUUCUGUUCACCUGCCGAGAUGAAGUUUGAUUACCCCACCAAUACAGGAAUGUCAUAUUCAUUCACAAACGACGGUAAAUUUGAAGAAGCUCAAUACCGAUACAACUCGAAUGGGUCCAACCCAGCAUGUAUCCAAGCAGUUUUGAUCUGGCAGCAUGGAACGUACACUUUGGAAGAUGACGGUUCGAUCGUACUUCAUCCAUUUGGAUCGGAUGGGAGAGUUCAGGUGCAAGAUCCUUGUGCGGCGACCACGAACAUCAUCACGUAUUAUGAUGAAGUGACAACCUUCAAAGAUUGGGGAAUCAUUGUCGACCCGGAUACAGGAAACUAUCAAUUACGAUUAAACAAGUUUGAUGGAUCCAAAUUACCUUACAUGAACCUUAUCGCCAAACCACCCAACAUGCUUCCCACUCAAACAUUAACGGGUGUCAACGCAUCUGGUCAGACGAACACUCGAAAACGUUCGCUCACCUCUUCACCUCUCGAUAUAUUCAAAAGAUCCUCUGCGUCCAACCGAGCUUCAAUCGGCUAUAAUCAGGUGAUCGCCGUUGGGGGUGUAGUGGGGACUGUCAUGGUGGGGUUGUUAGCUUUGGUAUAA